ACAGCAAAGAUGGGCGCCGUGGCCGAGGCGGCGCUGCGCUGCUCGACGGUGGUGCGCGCUGUCCUCCAGCGGCUGCCCGCCGAGGACCUCUUCCUGUGCGCACGCUACGACGAGCUCUGGGAACGCGUCGCCGCCACGCUGCUCAGUCGGAGGCUCAGCUUCUUCGCGUUGCUCCAGGACGGCGACGUCGGCAGGGCCACCUCGGAGGAACGGGAGCUCGUUCAAGAACUUCGGUGGCGCCUCGGGCUGGCCGAGAGGGCCUGCCGACGACCCGCCUCCGCCAUCGUGUUCAGCUGCUGCGACAAGUCUUACGAAGCGCGCGCUGUGGCGUCGUGCUUCCCCGACGGUACGAGCGUCGCCCAGGUCGAUGUCCUCUGCCCCGUCCACUUCCAGAAGCGCGGGGUCAAGGAGAGGCUCGCGGCUCGCCUCUGCGUGCUGGUGUUGUUCGAUAGGCCCGGCACCGAAUUUCAGAGCGAAUGGCUCCCGUGCGUCGGAGGCCACUUGGUGGAGGACGUCGAGGCCGCAUCGACGGCCUCGAGGGACGUGGCGUCGCUCGACAGCGUCAAACGUCGGCGUUGUCACUGCGGCCCGAGGAAAGUCACGUACCGUCACCUGAGGACGGGCCAGGCGGCUCGGUUCGCCCUCUAUGCAAGUAGCGUGUUCAACCGGAGAACGUUUCGGAGGCCACCCAGUUUGUACCAUGUUCCAAGCUGCGUUCUGGGCACCACGCGUGUCAGGGUGCUCAAGCACUCCGCCGGCAGCUGCUACGGAGUUCCUAUCUGCUGGGGCACCACUCUUUUCGGAGGCAAGACGAAGGCCGCCUCCGUCAAGUACCGGGGCUCCGCGACGGACGUCCAGGUGUCCAGACACUUGUCCGGCGUUAGAAGAGAGUUCGGUAGCGUCAGAGACGCCCUGGUACUUUUCUUUCAAGAGGAUGCCCUCAACGCUCCCGCCACGGAGGUCAUCUGGAGCGUGUUCGGUAACGCCGCGGCCGUUCUGGGAAUGGCGGCGAGUUCACUGGCUCUGGACGUGAACCGCGUGGCGUUUAACCUCGAUCCGGUCAGUGACGCUGAGUCAUCGAAACGCCUGGAAACACCCGUCGUUGUAGCCGUCCUUCGAAUUUAAUGAGCUAGAG
This is a messenger RNA of Rhipicephalus sanguineus (brown dog tick), 1135 nucleotides long. RefSeq lists its product as uncharacterized. The transcript has 2 exons. Lineage: Eukaryota; Metazoa; Arthropoda; Arachnida; Ixodida; Ixodidae. The record is from RefSeq and is a predicted model, not a curated record. The coding region runs from base 10 to 1125 and encodes 371 amino acids.